GCUAUGUUUCACCGAUUUCACGUAGCGCAUUAGAUAGAUAAAAUACUAUUGUAGCUCCAAAAUGUAUCGCGUGAUUAAAUAGAUAAAAUAGAAAUAGUUAAUCUGAGUGUGUAUCUUCUCUCGCCUCAUUGACUUGAUGGAUCCAGAUUCACUGCGGCGAAGCGGGUGAGAUACACACCAGAUACAGGCAAGUAUAAAAGGACAUCACUGUUAGUCAUUUAUCAUAAGCAACCAACUUCUCCGCUAAGUCAGCGAUUCACUGAACAGUUCGCACAGUAAAAUUGUAAAGUUAAACAUGCAUAGUCUAUCUCUGUUGGUCCUGGUGGUGGCGUGGAGCGGCGCGCAGGCGGCGGGCGGUGGCGGCGGCGUGGUGGACUACCAGUACGUGCUGCGCGCCACCACCGACCCCGACGUGCUCAUCAUCGACGUGCGCAGCCCCGCCGAGGUCAGCGACCUGGGCAGCAUCCCCAGCAGCAUCAACAUACCAUUGAACGACGUGCACAUGGCGCUGGGCGCGAUGCCGGCGGCGCGGUUCCUGGCGCAGUACGGGCGGCCCAAGCCGGCGCGCGACGCUGAGAUCAUCGUGUACUGCACCGUGGGCAUCCGCGCUGCGCGCGCGCAGCAGGCCGCCGCCAGCCUCGGAUACACCAAUGUGAAGAACUACCGCGGCAGCUACACGGACUGGGUCAAGCAGCAGCAGCAGCAGUGAGCAGCGUGCUGCGAGCAGCGGUCGGGCAGCAGCGUGCAGCAACCUGGCGUCCACUAGUUUACCGCACUGUGCCAUAACAUCCGUUUCAAUACUACCUUAAUAUUAAAUAAUAGUUUUGCAAUUCAUACCUUGGAUAUGACAAUAAAUUCUACUAUAAAUACUAA
Messenger RNA from Plutella xylostella (diamondback moth), 873 nucleotides. Its product is annotated as rhodanese domain-containing protein CG4456. Lineage: Eukaryota; Metazoa; Arthropoda; Insecta; Lepidoptera; Plutellidae. The record is from RefSeq and is a predicted model, not a curated record.